Molecule: messenger RNA, 1518 nt
Organism: Nyctereutes procyonoides (raccoon dog)
Lineage: Eukaryota; Metazoa; Chordata; Mammalia; Carnivora; Canidae
Gene: FRK
Product: fyn related Src family tyrosine kinase
Exons: 8
Coding region: 1-1518 (505 amino acids)
Biological process (GO): cell surface receptor protein tyrosine kinase signaling pathway; innate immune response; protein phosphorylation
Cellular component (GO): extrinsic component of cytoplasmic side of plasma membrane
Molecular function (GO): signaling receptor binding; ATP binding; non-membrane spanning protein tyrosine kinase activity
Source: RefSeq, a predicted model, not a curated record
AUGGGCGGCACCUGCGUGCGGCUGUGCGCGCACCUGCGGCGCUGGCUGCCCUGCGCGGGCCGCGAGCCCGAGAAGCCGCUGGUGAUCGGGAACCCGGGGGCCCGCGCCCGCCCCGACGCCGCCCCGACGCGGGGUCCGCAGCCCGGCGGCGGCCGCUACUUCGUGGCGCUGUUCGAUUACCGGGCCCGCACGGCGGAGGACCUGAGCUUCCGCGCCGGCGAGCGGCUGCAGGUGCUGGACGCGUCCCUGGAGGGCUGGUGGCUGGCCCGGCGGCUGGACGGGCGCGGCGCGGGGCGGCCGCAGGGCUACGUGCCCUCCAACUACCUGGCGGAGGACCGGAGCCUGCAGGCGGAGCCGUGGUUCUUUGGCGCGAUCAAGAGAACAGAAGCGGAGAAACAGCUCUUAUAUUCAGGAAAUCAGACUGGAGCCUUUCUAAUCAGAGAGAGUGAAAGCCAGAAAGGAGAUUUCGCCCUUUCAGUUUUAGACGAAAGGGUUGUGAAGCACUACAGAAUCAGAAGACUGGACGAAGGGGAGUUUUUCCUUAGCCAGAAAAGAACGUUUCCAACGCUGAAUGAGUUUGUGAGCCACUACACCAAGACAAGCGACGGCCUGUGUGUCCAGCUGGGGAAACCAUGUUUAAAGAUACAAGUGCCAGUGACUUUUGAUUUGUCGUAUAAAACCGCGGACCAGUGGGAGAUAGACCGCAGCUCCGUGCAGCUCCUGAAGCGGUUGGGAUCUGGCCAGUUUGGUGAAGUGUGGGAAGGCCUGUGGAACAACACCACUUCAGUAGCAGUAAAAACAUUAAAACCAGGUUCAAUGGAUCCAAAUGACUUCCUGAGGGAGGCACAGAUAAUGAAGAACCUAAGACAUCCAAAGCUUAUCCAGCUUUAUGCUGUUUGCACUUUAGAAGAUCCAAUUUAUAUUAUUACGGAGUUGAUGAGACAUGGAAGUCUGCAAGAAUAUCUCCAAAAUGACGCCGGAGCAAAGAUCCACCUGAACCAGCAGGUAGACAUGGCCACACAGGUUGCCUGCGGGAUGGCUUAUCUGGAGUCCCAGAACUACAUUCACAGGGACCUGGCUGCCAGGAAUGUCCUGGUUGGGGAGCACAAUAUCUACAAAGUGGCAGAUUUUGGACUGGCAAGAGUUUUUAAGGUAGAUAAUGAAGACAUCUAUGAAUCCAAACACGAUAUAAAGCUGCCAGUGAAGUGGACUGCGCCUGAAGCCAUUCGUACUAAUAAAUUCAGCAUUAAGUCCGAUGUGUGGUCAUUCGGAAUCCUUCUUUAUGAAAUCAUUACUUAUGGCAAAGUGCCUUACAGUGGCCUGACAGGUGCUCAGGUAAUCCAGAUGUUGGGUCAAAACUAUAGACUCCCUCAACCUCCUAACUGUCCGUCCCAGUUCUACAACAUCAUGUGGGAGUGCUGGGAUGCAGAGCCGAAGAACCGGCCCACGUUUGAGAUCCUGCUUUGGAAAUUUGAAGACUAUUUUGAAGCAGACGUUUCAUUUUUGGAUUACAAAUAA